UGCAUUUUUCUUCAAAUGGUUAUAUUCUGCAAGGAAAGAAGACCAGCAUACCUGGGUCCUAGAGCCCCUUUUAAUCUUAGCAGCAACCCCGUGAGAUCAUUUCAACUGAGGCCAGCCUGCAGCUCCCUAACAAGCUUUCAGGCUGGCCACGAGAAAGGACAAGAAGUUGAAGAGGGAGUCGAGCUGCCGGAAGGUUUCUUUUCUGCCCCAGUAGAUGGCACAAAUGCAGACGAGCAGACGGCCGUGGCCAUCGCCAGUGUCCAGCAGGCGGCCUUCACAGAUCAUAACAUCCAGUACCAGUUCCGCACAGAGAACAAUGGAGGACAGGUGACAUACAGAGUCGUUCAGGUGACAGACAGUCAGCUGGAUGGACAAACAGACGCAACAGGGGCAGUCAGCGUGGUCUCCACGGCAGCCUUCACCAGUGGCCAACAAGCUGUUGCUCAGGCUGUGAUCCAGAAUCCGUUCAGCAAUGGCGGGAGCCCAGCCACGGACGCCGUCAGCGGGGAGGCACGUUUUGCCUACUUCCCUGCCUCGACGGUGGGGGAUGCCACGGCAGUGUCGGUGCAGACAACGGAUCAGUCGCUCACACAGGCUGGAGGCCAAUUCUACGUAAUGAUGACCCCGCAGGACGUGUUGCAGACUGGAACGCAACGGACGAUCGCCCCUCGGACCCACCCUUAUUCCCCAAAAAUGGACGGGACGCGGACGCCGCGGGACGAGAGGCGAAGAGCCCAGCACAAUGAAGUUGAACGGAGGAGGCGGGAUAAGAUCAACAACUGGAUCGUCCAGCUGUCGAAAAUCAUUCCAGACUGCAAUACAGACAACAGCAAGACGGGGGCGAGUAAAGGUGGCAUCCUCUCUAAAGCCUGCGACUACAUCCGUGAAUUGCGCCAGACGAACCAACGCAUGCAGGAGACCUUCAAGGAAGCCGAGAGGCUUCAGAUGGACAACGAUAUGCUACGACAGCAGAUUGAGGAGCUGAAGAACGAGAACGCCCUCCUGAGAGCGCAGAUGCAGCAACAUGGGAUCGAGACUGUGGGGGACGCCCCAGGGCAGUAACACACACACACACAAACACACCUUUGCUUUGCCACUGCCUCUCCGUACGGGAUCUCCACCUCCAGUUCGACCGGUCCUUUUUGUAUAAAGAAAACGCCUCUUUCUGAACGAACUUUGGCUGGAUCCCUCUCGUUGGGUUGCGGGGGAGAUGAUGGAAGGGAGGGGAAACUUUGUGUGGGGAGGGGGAGUCAGAGAGCCUGCUCACCUGGACAAUUGGCCACACCUGCCCCCCCAAAACACCCGUCCGACUCCCCUGGCCCUCAAAUCCAUCCCCUGAAAUCCUGCUCCCACCCUCCUUCCCUUUCCUUAGGAUAUAUUAAUAUGAAACAGACAAGACCUACAUUUUUAUAGUAGAUUUUUAACACAGGUUAGCUGAUUUUUUUUUUUUUUACUUUUUCCUCUUUGUUGGAUCUCUGGGCAGGGGUAUUUC
Pogona vitticeps (central bearded dragon) is the source of this 1492-nucleotide messenger RNA. RefSeq names its product upstream transcription factor 2, c-fos interacting (gene USF2). Gene Ontology annotation, biological process: regulation of transcription by RNA polymerase II. Gene Ontology annotation, molecular function: DNA-binding transcription factor activity, RNA polymerase II-specific; protein dimerization activity; RNA polymerase II cis-regulatory region sequence-specific DNA binding. Lineage: Eukaryota; Metazoa; Chordata; Lepidosauria; Squamata; Agamidae. The record is from RefSeq and is a predicted model, not a curated record.